AGUCCGUAUAUAUACGUAUCAUAGUAACGCAGAAUGAUGAAGGAAACAUGGGAUAUUGUUAGACAAUUUCAUUAAUUCCACAGAAUUGGUCUUCAAGUCUAAACAGCAAAAGGAUAUAGACAAGACGCAUUUAUAUGCUCCACCUCGAUUAUUAAACGCAGACAUGCCGGCCCUAGAAACAGUCUCUCUUAACCAUCCUUCACAUGGUUUUGCUUCCAAUUCCAGCUGUACUGUGGGAUCAAUUUGGACUAUAUAAUCAAGUCAUUUAGAUUGCCUUCUACCAUCACAAGCUAACCAUUCGGAUCUCAAAUUCUUCCUUUUCUUCUUAUCUUAAAACCUUUUCGAUUCAAUUUAUAAUCAAACAAGAUGAUCAAUUCCAAGAAACUCCUUAAAUUGGCAAAGAAAUGGCAGAAACUCGCUGCUAUUAGCCGCAAACGCAUCACAUCACCUCAAACCAGUUCUACUACAGAUUCAACUUGCAGCACAUCAUCAAAAGCCGAAAAGGGCCAUUUCGUAGUGUACUCUACUGAUCAGCAACGCUUCUUGUUGCCUUUGGAGUAUCUUAACAAUGAACUAAUUCGAGAGCUAUUCGACAUGGCAGAGGAAGAGUUUGGAUUGCCUAGCGGCGGACCUCUUACAUUACCAUGUGAUGCAGAGCUUAUGGAAUAUGCAGUUUCUUUGAUCAAACGAAAGGCUGCGAGAGACGUAGAACAAGCAUUGUUGACUUCUAUAGCUACAAAUUGCUUUUCAUUAUCAUUACAACAAAAAACAAUCCACCGAUUACCAAUUUGUAGCUUUUGAAUAGAUACAAUUAGAGACAUAGAUAUACAAAACUGUACAUCAAUACAUUUUUAAAUAGAAUCUCAAUUUUUUUGUUAAUAA
This is a messenger RNA of Mercurialis annua (annual mercury), 882 nucleotides long. RefSeq names its product auxin-responsive protein SAUR68-like. Gene Ontology annotation, biological process: response to auxin. Lineage: Eukaryota; Viridiplantae; Streptophyta; Magnoliopsida; Malpighiales; Euphorbiaceae. Bases 367 to 801 code for a protein of 144 amino acids. The record is from RefSeq and is a predicted model, not a curated record. The transcript is spliced from 2 exons.